UAUUGGACGUAUACAUGAGAUCAGUCAAAAACGUUGUGGAAAAAAUUGUCUAAUGGUAAAAGUAGUAAUAUCUUGUUAUCUCUAGCAGCAUAUAAUAUAAGGUACUGUUAGUAAUAGCAUGGCUGGCAACGACCCUCAGCCAGUUUUGGAGAAAUUAAUGUGAUCUCGUGAACCAGUGAUUCUUGUUGUAAACAAACCCGCCCUCCCAAACCUAUUGGGAAAAAACAUAAUGUGCGAAAGUGGGAGCAUGCAGUAUAGAAACGAGCUAAUCAAAACCAUUCGUGAAAAUGUUCAGAAUUGUGAAAAAAAAUUUGGUGGAAAAACUGUAUUAGCAACAGAGGCUGAGCAGUCAGUAAUAAAAGUAAUAAAUGGCUUUGAACUCAUUCUACAAGAUGGUCUGAAAGUUAAGAAUGGAGUGAAUCUAAAAAGUAUCAACCUAAAUGUGAACAGUUUCAGCCUUAGACAUGUUACAGAAUUAGUAUCAAAUGGAAUAAACAUGGUUAUGAACCCUGUUGGACAAUCAGAUCAAAAUUUACCAGUGUUUUGGCACUUUGUGCGUAACCAUCUAACAAGACAUGAACAAGAAAGAUACUAUCAUAUUCAGAACAUCACUACAGACUAUGGAAGGGGAAGGGCAUGGCUACGUUCAGCUAUUAAUGAACACUCACUUGAUCGCUACCUCAGGAUGCUUUUUUCUGAUGAAAAUCUCAUUUCAAACUAUUAUGAACCUUCAGCUUUAUUGAAUGAUACCUGCUCAAGAGAAUGCCUGCUUACUUCAGCAAAAGAUCUACGCUCUGUGAUAUUUGCUCUAGUAGUUGACCGGAAGGAGUUGGACCUCGUCGAUGAAUCCAAGAAACUGAUGAUACAAAGUCUACGGCCAGAACCCCAAGCAGUUAAGAUGGCAAUUACAGAACAAGAACAGGUUAAACCAAAAAAGAAAUCGAAAGUUCGGGUUGUUGACCUAGAAAGUGAUGGUGAAGUUGAAAAACCAGCAAAAUCGUUUAACACUGCAGCAAUUACCAUUCCACAGAGCGGUAGUACACCAUCCUUAGUAUUUCAACAUACAGGAAGCAGCCCAAGCAUAAAGUCAAUAGACUCACAUGAUGCACAGUUGACCGAAACAAAGCGUUCUACCAUGAACUUAUCAGAAAUGAAGCAAAUGCUUCUUGAUCUCACCGAAAAGAAAAUUCAGUUGGAGGACUCCAAAUCAUCUCUGCAGUUGCAACUGCAUGGCGUGCAGCUUGAGAAGCAGGAUCUUCAGGAUCGUUUGAAAACAGCUGAACAGCAGAAUGUGGAGUUGUCGAGGGAGAAUACUAUUCUUAAGGAACAACUGAAGCACUAUAUGGGCGCUGUUCAGAUGUUAAAGAAUUCUACCAGCAACGCGGUUACCACGUCAACGUCUCUUUCUCUACCUCCCGACUACCACCAAGAAGCUAAUCAUUUUGAAGAAAAACUAAUUCAGGUUGCCGAAAUGCAUGGCGAAUUAAUGGAAUUUAAUUCUCACCUUCAGUGUAGUUUGAAAGCAGCCGAGAGAUUUGCUGAUCGUUUAAGAACCGAGCUAGUUCAUUUACGUGGCCCUUUACCUUCCGAUUAUGCUGCCUGUAACGACGAAAACACCAGCAUCUGUAACCUGGCAUCAUCUACCGAAAGUCCAUGGAUUCAUAUUUGGAUACCUUCAACUUUUCUCGUUCAUGGAACAGUUGAUUCUCAUCAUGUCUACCAGGUUUACAUUCGGAUAGGUGAUACUGAAUGGACCAUUUUCAAGAGAUAUUCUCAAAUAUAUAAAUUUCGUAAGGAAAUGCUGAAGCGAUAUACCUUUACUGCAGACAUUCACUUUCCACCCAAAAAAAAAUUUGGAUAUCGCGAAGAAAAAACUGUGGAAGACCGUCGGCGAAAAUUGCAGGAAUUUCUUCGACGAUUUCUUAAUCUGUGGAUGAGAAAUGAGACAUGUAUGACAACUUUAAAUCAGACCUCCUUUGUUAGUCUAUUUUCUUUUUUUAGUGAGCAACCAAAUUCAACUCCUCGACAUACAUAAACAGGACUCCAUUCCCAUUGAGUCCAUCUGAUGACCAUACGACAUAAGUGUACGCGAGAUUAUCAAAGUUAUUUUAAGUCUAAACACGUUAUUUUGCCCAUGUUUCAACUGAAAGUGUUUGUUAAUUGUCAAGUUGACAAAUGUUGUCGUG
Molecule: messenger RNA, 2186 nt
Organism: Daphnia carinata
Lineage: Eukaryota; Metazoa; Arthropoda; Branchiopoda; Diplostraca; Daphniidae
Product: sorting nexin-29-like
Exons: 8
Coding region: 230-2035 (601 amino acids)
Molecular function (GO): phosphatidylinositol binding
Source: RefSeq, a predicted model, not a curated record